This is a messenger RNA of Rhipicephalus microplus (southern cattle tick), 884 nucleotides long. RefSeq names its product succinate dehydrogenase cytochrome b560 subunit, mitochondrial. Gene Ontology annotation, molecular function: electron transfer activity. Gene Ontology annotation, cellular component: respiratory chain complex II (succinate dehydrogenase); membrane. The record is from RefSeq and is a predicted model, not a curated record. NCBI's taxonomy places the organism in Eukaryota, Metazoa, Arthropoda, Arachnida, Ixodida, Ixodidae. Gene Ontology annotation, biological process: tricarboxylic acid cycle; mitochondrial electron transport, succinate to ubiquinone.
UCCAAGCUUCGUGGGUCGGCUGUCGGUAGCCGUUGGUUUUUCGCUUUACGGCGUUACGUCUCAUACGUCUUUGAUAAUUAAUUCAUCUAAUACUUUAACAUAACAUAAUGGCAUACGCAGUAAGGUUCGCCAACAGAGCAAGUGCUCUGUCGCUUCUGCGACCAGCGACAGCUUUGCCCACUGCCUGAAUUGUGUGGGUCGGUCCGGAUCCCGUGAGCUACUACUGCGUUCAAUGUUCCUCUACUGGAGAAAUGUGGGAAUGCUGCCUUGUUAUUACGACAUAUUCCUCGCACCUAUGUCGGCAAUGAGCCCGAAGCAAGCAGAAGCGACCGAGUACUUCUUCAAGAAGAACAAGUCACUGAAGAGGCCCUUGUCUCCCCACCUGAGCAUCUAUGCGCCCCAAAUGACAUCAAUGCUUUCACUGACACACAGGGCAACUGGCCUAACCAUGACAGCUGGCGUGUACGGCAUCGGUAUGAUGCCAUUUAUGUGCUCUCACCACUUCCCACACUAUGUGGAGGCUCUGCAGGCUAUGCACAUUUGGCCCGUAGUCACUUUCCCGGUGAAGCUUGGCCUGGCGUUUUGCCUCACCUACCACACCUUCAACGGCAUACGCCACCUGGCCUGGGAUUUGGGCCUUGGCUUUAGCCUCAAGGAGCUCUAUGCCACAGGCUUUGCUGUCAUCGGCCUCAGUCUGGCGACAGCUGUAGUGUUGGCCUUCAAGUAAACCUCCUUGUGUCUGGCAAUCAGCACUUAGAGCCCAGUGACACGGCACUGCCUUCUAUAAGGCUGUGCAUAGAGAGGAAAAGAAAAGCCGUACAACACCAAUUCUCGACGUGUUGUCUUGUUUUCUGAUUGUUAAUAAAAUACCUGCAACAAGUGUG